CUGAUACCUGUUAUUUGCAAUUUAUAGUCAGAGGCAGUCAUACCGCUCACAUACGCUCUGGUUUGACUCACUUUCCGGGGCCGAAAUAUUCAUUUAUGCUACGCGCGCCUUCUCGUUGCGCUCGAAUUCUCCAGCCUACACUCCGUACAACGCAUUCACUGCACACUCGGGCUAUGCCGGUCACCGUGAUGGCACGCCCUGCCGAAGUCGACACUUCACUCCUAAAGAAUCUGAAAUACAUCGACAUCGGUGUCAAUCUCACGGACCCUGUUUUUCGAGGGAAAUACCAUGGCAAGAAGAAGCACGAGGAUGACCUGGAGCACAUGCUUGAACGCGCGCGCAAAGCGGGCGUCAAAAGCAUGAUCAUCACUGGAACAAGCCUUCGCGAAUCUCGCGAAGCGCUCAAACUAGCCAAAGAACUAGGCAAUUCUCCAAACUUCAUCCAUGUCUCAAACUUACUGAUUUUCUUCAAGGGUGGUCCGGACGCGUAUCUCCAAGCUCUGGAUGAGUUGAUAGCGGGUAACCUGAAAGGCAAAGGGCGCGUUGUUGCCCUUGGCGAAUGUGGUCUAGACUACGACCGACUCCAUUUCGCAAGCCAGGAAGUGCAGCAGAAGCAUUUCCGCUCGCAGCUGUCCCUGGCCAAAAAGCAUCAACUGCCGCUUUUCCUGCAUUCCCGAGCAGCUCAUGGCGACUUUGUGCGCAUCCUUCGCGAAGAAGGCUUCGGCGAUGCUUCCGGGAAAUUCGGCGUGGUCCACAGCUUCACCGGAUCUCUUGCCGAGGCUGCUGAGUUGAUGACGAUGGGCUUCCAUCUCAGCAUAAAUGGCUGCUCACUCAAAACCGAAGAAAACCUGAAGGCUGCGGCUACCAUUCGCUCGGACAGGAUACUGCUCGAAACAGAUGCGCCGUGGUGCAGCAUGACUGGGGGACACGCGUCGAAAGAACAACUCUCGUCUCUUCCCCAAGCCAUGCGAGACUUGUAUCUGGCUCCCUCUGUCAAACCAGAAAGCUUCGUUGCAGGCAAAGCCGUCAAGGGCAGAAACGAGCCCUGCGCUACUGGCGCAGUGGCCUGGGCGAUGCACAAAUUGUUGAACGUGCCUUUGGAGAAGGUAGCUGAGAAGGCUUUUAAAAACACUUUGGAUCUCUUCGGCCUAGAGGAAGAUGAACUCGACUUUUGA
Messenger RNA from Mycena citricolor, 1175 nucleotides. NCBI's taxonomy places the organism in Eukaryota, Fungi, Basidiomycota, Agaricomycetes, Agaricales, Mycenaceae. The record is from the annotation of a GenBank genome assembly.